Molecule: messenger RNA, 1076 nt
Organism: Salvia splendens (bonfire salvia)
Lineage: Eukaryota; Viridiplantae; Streptophyta; Magnoliopsida; Lamiales; Lamiaceae
Exons: 6
Coding region: 146-772 (208 amino acids)
Source: RefSeq, a predicted model, not a curated record
UAUCGUCACUAAACUGCCCACGUCUUAAAUCAUGAUUUCACUCUGAAAUCCCAACCUCUUCUCCCCAUUCUUCCUCAAUCAUCUCUGCAUUAUUACAUACUGUUACAUUCUUCAACACCAAUCAACAAAAGCUGCAAAGGAAGAAAUGGGCUCUGAUCAUCUUGCUACAAACUGCCUCGCCGCCGCCGGAGAAUCUGGAGAGAAUCAGAGAAUCUCCGGCGUUGAUGGGCUGCACCACUCCACCACUAAAUCGGACAGCUUCGUGAUCGAUAUGGAGAGGUUUUCGCAUCUUAUAGAAAAAGAUUCCAAUUCUACAAAUUCAAGACUCACUAGAAAUCUUUCAAGGAAGGGAACGAUGAGAAUCGCAGAAAGGAAACUCACCGAUGUUAGUAUGCUUGCAACUUCACCAAAAGUGUUUCAACCAAUCAAAUUGCAGAAAAUGAGAAAAUGGAAUAUUUCUGCCAUUGUGAUUAUCUGGACAGCUACUUUCACGCUUGAAAAGCAAGGGGUGGUGGUGGAGGCGGGGGCCCACGACCACUCGGUCCCGACCCAAGUCAAUCACCAGAUCACCAUCACCAAUGGCGGCAUAGCCACCACGGCCGCAGCUGCUGAAACCAAGAGCCCAUUCGGCUUCCGCCGCUCAUCUCAUACAUGGACUGUUGAUCCUAGAAGAAUACUCUUCUUCUUUGCAACACUGUCAUGCAUGGGAACCAUUCUACUUAUCUAUUUCACCUUAUCAAUCGGUAAGUUCAACGGUGAAGCUCUUAACUAAAAUAAACAUAUCAUUUUCAUUGAUAUUUUGAAGACAAGGUUUUAUGUGGCCACGUGGAGAGAUGCAAAAACAUAAAGAAGAAACAAAGAGUUAGAACUUUUGGCAGAAAGAGAUCACAUUAGAUUCAGUGGAUUUCACUUUUUUUUUUCUCAGAGUUUACAAUCAAACAUGUGUAAAGAGUGGGCAGCAGCAACAACAGAGAGGAUAGAAAGUCAUAUGAUGUGUAUACCCUUUUUAUGUUAGUUUAGUAUCUUGGGAAAAUGUAGUGGAGCCUCAGAAAAAAGAAGCAGCCUUUUUUGCUAAA